Molecule: messenger RNA, 1062 nt
Organism: Acanthosepion pharaonis
Lineage: Eukaryota; Metazoa; Mollusca; Cephalopoda; Sepiida; Sepiidae
Source: the annotation of a GenBank genome assembly
AUGAACUGGUUGAAGGAAAAAAAUUCUGAUUACCAUGGUUUACUUCAUCGGCAUCACAUUCACUACCAAGGUGUGAAAAAUUUAUCAACUACAUUAACAGAACUUGGAAUUGAAUAUAAAAUAGUUCAACGUUUUGACUUUGAUUUGGAUCUGAUUAAUUGGGCAGAUGUGGUCAUUUCUGCUGGUGGCGAUGGAACCUUUCUUUCUGCUGCCAGCAAAAUCAAAAACCGAAACAAACCUCUCAUUGGUAUCAACACUGACCCUGCUAGGUCAGAAGGUCAUUUAUGUUUACCAAAAAAGAAAACCCAAGAUCUCCCAUCAAUUCAAGAAACAUUUAAUAAGAUUAUUUCAGGAGAUUUCAGAUGGAAAUGGCGUCAGAGAAUCCGGAUCACAAUGUCAGGAAAGUAUGAAAAUGAUGAUCCAAUUGAACUUCAUGACCAGCAGCUGCAGUAUCCUGAGCAUAGAUUCACAGAGCAUGUCCAAGAACAUGAGCUGUUCCACAAAGGCAGCAGCAUGCCCUGCAAGGAGUCAAGACGAGUUCUUCCAGUGUUAGCACUUAAUGAAGUUUUCAUGGGAGAAUCUUUAUCCUCUCGUGUGUCCUACUAUGAACUAAUGUUAGACAAUGCACCAAGGAUCAAAUUAAAAAGUUCUGGAAUUACUGUCUGUACAGGCACUGGAUCAAGUUCUUGGCAUUUCCAUAUCAAUCAUGUACCACAGCAAUCUGUUAAAGAGAUUCUAAAAUUAGCAAGUAAAGUUGCUGGAUGCAAUCCACAUACAUGGAAUAAUGCAGUUGUAAAAGAAGUGACAGAAAAAUUCAACCAGUCUUUAUGGUUUGAUGCUGAAGAACUUAAAAUGGCGUAUACAAUUCGUGAUCCUGUUAUGAACAGUGUGUUUCAAAUUCCUAACCCACGGGGAUGUGUUAAAAAGUUGACUGUGCAUUCUCGUAUGUGGGAUGCUUGUCUUGUUGUUGACGGUGGGUCUUCAUUUGCCUUUAAUGAUGCUGCUGAAGCCACCUUGGAAAUUCACGAGGAGGAUGCCUUGCGGACUAUCACUCUGGACUAA